This is a messenger RNA of Aspergillus mulundensis, 1500 nucleotides long. RefSeq lists its product as uncharacterized. The record is from RefSeq and is a predicted model, not a curated record. The transcript is spliced from 3 exons. Gene Ontology annotation, molecular function: protein binding. The coding region runs from base 1 to 1500 and encodes 499 amino acids. NCBI's taxonomy places the organism in Eukaryota, Fungi, Ascomycota, Eurotiomycetes, Eurotiales, Aspergillaceae.
AUGAAACCUUCUACGGAUCCCUUCAUGCGCCUGCCCUUCGACUGCGCAGCCCUGAUCCUCGCGCACGUCGACGUCCACGACCUAGCCGGCUACCAGCUGGUGAACACGACCUGGAAAGACACUGUGCGGGAAUGGAUCGAAGUCGGCGCCUUCCAUCAACACUUUCCUGCGGAGUGGGAUCGGCUUGUUGAUGCGAACCCUGAUGCCACGCGAGACGAGAAAUGGCAGGAAUUCCAGGUGUGCGCAUACGAACUAGGGCGCGACAAUAGAUGGAAGCGAGGACACGCUUACAAGACGAUCGAAACUACUGCCUCUCUGUACUCCUACAGCGACAAGUUCAUUGCCUGGCUUGAUAGCAGCAGUGACAACGGAUGCCGCAGAGUCUCCUGGCGCCGGGCUGGAUACCAGACUCUGGAUGGAGACUUGGUGCCCUACCUUACGCAUACCCUGAACUUCCGCGUCCCUGAGGGCAACAUCCGGGUUCUGCAGAUGUGCGAGGAAGAGGAGACGGUGUUCCUUAUGGUACGAUGCCCGGAAGUCGUCGCGGGCAUGAAGAUCGAGGGCUCCGAUGAGAAGCCUGACCACAUGAUGUACAUGCUGGACCUGCACACAGGGACCCCCCUCUGGUCCAACCCCGUCAGCCUGGCAAACUACCCCUGGAACCGCAUCUGGCUCUUCGGCCGCAAGAAGAUGUACCGUCCAGCCGGCCGAGACUGGCGAGACCUGAUCGCCCACGACAUCCGCACCGGCCGCCAGCUCAACACGAUCCCCAACGUCACCGGCACCGGCAACACCCCCGUCUCCGUCGUCACAGCCGUGCACAUCAGCCAGCUCCGCAACCGCGAAGUCAUCCUAACCCUCAACAACAAGAUCCUGGAGUCCGAAAUCCGCCUCAUCGACUCCGCCUCCGGCUCCCUCCUCCAAUCCAUCACGAACCGCCUCCCCAUGCCAACAUCCGCCCGCUCCCAACAGAUCAUCAUCUCCACCCGCCGCGCAGACAAGGACCGCCUCACCUUCGCCCUCCUCUCCUACGGCAUCCGCAACCUGCAGUACUGGCUCGUCGAGAUCCGCAAGUACACCUUCGACAAUGACACUAGCAAAUGGACCCAAAAGAGCCUCGACUUCUGGGACUCCGCCCAGAACCACGUCGGUCUGCGCGGCCGCCCGGAGAUCGACCCCUUCCGCAACUUCGCCGUUGAUCUGCGCGGCGCCACGCGCUCGCUUGCGAUCAUGCCCAUCCAGCGCCUGAGGGCUCCGUGGCCGCAUUUCGACGCGGGCACCGGCCGGCGCCUUAAUGUUACGCUGGAAUGCACGGCGCCCGUGCCGAUUACGUUGCCGCGUGAGGGCGGCGGGAGGGCGCAGUUUAUUACGCCGACGGGGAAUCAGUUGGCGAGGCCGGGGAGGAUGGAGAUUCAUGGGGGCACGCUGUUGGCGGAUUUGACUGUUGAUGAUGACUUCCGCGUGUUUGAGUUUGCGUUUCCGAGGCAGUAUGCUGCGUAG